This is a messenger RNA of Scleropages formosus (Asian bonytongue), 1029 nucleotides long. RefSeq names its product trafficking protein particle complex subunit 4 (gene trappc4). The transcript has 5 exons. Gene Ontology annotation, biological process: endoplasmic reticulum to Golgi vesicle-mediated transport. The coding region runs from base 18 to 677 and encodes 219 amino acids. NCBI's taxonomy places the organism in Eukaryota, Metazoa, Chordata, Actinopteri, Osteoglossiformes, Osteoglossidae. The record is from RefSeq and is a predicted model, not a curated record. Gene Ontology annotation, cellular component: TRAPP complex.
GCGGUUCCUGGGUAAAUAUGGCGAUAUUCAGUGUGUAUGUUGUUAACAAAGCCGGCGGCCUCAUUUACCAGUAUGACAACUAUGUUCCGAGGGCGGAAGUGGAGAAAACGUUUAGCUUUCCUCUGGAUUUGGUGCUGAAAGUCCACGACGAGAAAGUAAUAGUGUCUUUUGGUCAGCGCGACGGUAUCCGGGUGGGCCACGCAGUGUUGUCUAUUAAUGGCGUCGAUGUGAACGGCAGGUCCACGGGCGACGGGAAGGAGAUACUGGAGUUCCUGAAAGACUCUGCCAACUACCCGGUGUCGAUCCGCUUCGGCAGGGCUCGUCUCACCUCCAACGAGAAGCUCAUGUUGGCUUCUAUGUUCCACUCAUUAUUUGCGAUUGGCUCUCAGUUGUCCCCAGAAGUUGGGAGUUCAGGUAUUGAAAUGCUGGAGACUGAUACUUUUAAGCUGCACUGCUUUCAGACUCUCACAGGUAUAAAGUUCAUUGUGUUGGCAGAUCCUCGACAGGCAGGCAUUGAUGCUCUCCUUCGGAAGAUCUACGAGAUCUACUCUGACUAUGCUCUCAAGAACCCCUUCUACUCGCUGGAGAUGCCGAUCAGGUGUGAGCUUUUUGACCAGAAUCUCAAAAGUGCACUGGAGAUAGCAGAAAAAGCCGGCACCUUUGGACCUGGUUCUUGAAUUCUAGGAGGGCUUACGAGGCAGAGUGCUGCUGUCCAACAUGUGCAAGUUUAGACCUGGGACAUGUCUGCAAGUGACAGAUGGAUGGGACCUGUCUGCAAUGUUUAUUCUUAGCCAUUUUUUGGUGCUUUCAAUAAAACAGGAAAAAUGGUUUCAGCAGAAACACGGCCAGAUAAAGUGUUUAAUGAAUCAACAUUUGUUAUUUUAGUUAUUCUGUUAAAGUGCAAUAUUCUCUCAUGAGGAUAUAAAUGUCAGACCUUUGAAAAGAAGCCCCUGGUUAGAGGAAUAUUGUAAAUAUUACUUGUGGUAUAUUCAUAAUAUUUGUACAUAAUAUAAAUAAAUGUGUGCACCA